Oncorhynchus kisutch (coho salmon) is the source of this 2791-nucleotide messenger RNA. Its product is annotated as rab9 effector protein with kelch motifs. The transcript has 19 exons. The coding region runs from base 570 to 2096 and encodes 508 amino acids. NCBI's taxonomy places the organism in Eukaryota, Metazoa, Chordata, Actinopteri, Salmoniformes, Salmonidae. Gene Ontology annotation, molecular function: protein binding. The record is from RefSeq and is a predicted model, not a curated record.
CAAGUUCAAACCCCCGAGCUGUCGUUCUGUCCCCUUAACCCACUGUUCCUAGGCCGUCAUUGAAAAUAAGAAUUUGUUCUUAACUGACUUGCCUGGUUAAAUAAAGGUAAAAAAUACAUAUUUGGUAGGCCAAAUGAGGAAUGCAUUGCAUUCUAGGUGUUUUACCCAGAAAUACCAUGUCAAAAAUAGGAUUAAGAUUCCAUUGAUUUUAUUACUGCUCCGAUGCUUUUGGGACCUUCCAUAUAGGAGAAAAUUAUGCAUUGCCGGUUUUCCUUGCAGGUGUAAUUGAAUGAAGCGCCGCCUACCAAUGUCCUUUUUUGUUCAUGGUAAAUGUCUAUUGCAUGGUCAAAUGUGUAUACCAGGUGGGUAAGUCAUGUGAAACGUAUUGCUUUACUGGUAGUUUGUGCUCCAUGAGGUCUGUUUGUGGUCAUCACUAGGCAACGAGAGUGUUCAGUUUACAGUACCUGCACGGCAAAGGUGUGUCUGUAAGAGGACACGGUGCUUAACCAGCAAACUAUUCUAGGAUCACCUGGGGCAGAUUCCUUCUCCACCAAAAUAUUUAUGACAGAAUGGCCUUAGCAAGUGGACACUGGGUUGCCAAGGAAACAAAAGGUAAACCGCCAAGCCCCAGGCACAGCCAUGCGCUAGCUGUGGCUGGGAAUAUAGCUUUCCUGUUUGGAGGGGUGUCCACCAUAUCCCAUGAGGAGGAGCAGCCAGUAUAUUUGAAUGACUUCUACAUGCUCACAGUUUCAGCCACUCACAUCACAUGGGAGGUGAUGCCACAGAAUGGGGUUGUACCCUCAGCAAGAGAAGGACACACACUUUGUGUGGUUAAAGGCAAGCUCUACCUGUUUGGAGGAGUGGCCAGUCCGCAGGCUGGAGAAUGUCUUCCUGGAGUCUACUGCUUUGACAUAGUGUCAUUGACGUGGGAGCGGCUUGCCACAGGCGGUGUGUCUCUUAGAACCAUCAGACACAGUUCCGUCUCCGUGGGAGACAACAUUUAUGUCUACGGUGGGCUCCUAGACGGUGUCCCCACUGAUGACCUCAUGGUGUUCAACACAGUCUCUCUGAACUGGACCCCAGUCAAGACCACUGGCACUCUGCCAUCUGCAAGAUACAACCACACGUUUGCUGUAGUCAGUGAGCAGGUGUUCAUGUUUGGGGGAUGUGCUGAGGAUGGCUGCUACUACAAAGACAUUCAUGUUCUCAACACGGAAACCCUGGUGUGGCAGAGGUAUGGUGUGAAGGGGGAGUCGCCCCUGGCCUGUGCAGGUCAGACCCUCACAGCACAUCAUGACAAGGAUAUUUACUUGUUUGGUGGAAAAUGCACCAGUCAGGAUGGAACAGUCACAUCAACCAAUGAAAUUCAUAAAUUAAGCAUUGCUAAGAUGAAAUGGAAGGUGCCUCUCUAUGUGGGGAUUCCUCCGGCCCGCCGUCAUGACCAUACAGCCUUCAUCCUUCACAGCCAUAUAUAUGUAUUUGGUGGCAAAAAUGAAGAACAAGAAUUCAAUGACCUGAAGAUGAUGAAAUUGAUUAACCCAUCCGAAAGACAGCCAGUGAUGAAGGAGAUUCUAUCUGAAUUUGGGCUUCAGGGAGUCAGCCAUGGCUUCGCACCGACAAAGGUCCCCAAUGUCAAGUAUGAGCUGAGUGAGUCUCCAUCUCUGUUUUCUGUGAGGACGGAUGCAGCUGCCUCUGCACAGGUUACAGCCCAAAGAGACUUCAGUGCCGUCCGAGAUGAGGCGAUGGAUAUGAUCCAUAAAGCUUUCUCCAUGCUUGAUGGAGAGUUUCAGAAGCUUGACAGAGAAAGGUCAGAGCUUGCUCAGUCUGCAGCUGCUCUUCAGUACAAGAGAGAAUCUCACCAAGCCCACCAUCAGCAACAGGAGGAGGAACUACAUGAAAUGCUUGAGCGACACAGAGUCCAGAAUGAGACCUGGCUACGUGCACGGGCAGAGGAGAAUGACAAGGAAAGGAAGGGGCUGAGUAAACUCAGGGAGGAGAUUGUGCACGAGCAGGGGAGACUGGAAGAGGAGCAGGGAAACAUCCAGAAACGCAGCGAACAUCUUCUAUCCAUCAUGCAACAGUUUAAAGGCAUGUAAAGACACGUAACCAUGGCAACCAACUUGGACGUGCCGAGUUUGUGGGUGUGGCUUACUUUCCAAGGAUGAUCAACUCAAAAGCGUCUAUAAAAAGGAAAUGUGACAUUAAUUUGUGUUUUUCCACUGGUGGGUGUGUUUGAAUAGUUAGCAUUUUGUGCAUAGCUAAGAUUAACUUUUGUUGUCUUUUGCCAGAUAGUCAUAAUAUCUUUAGCGAGACAGGGGGAUAAUGUUGACACUGUGAUAAUGUUGACACUGUCAAAAGAAAAAACACCACUUUAAGGCAUUUGUUUAAACCUCAGGAAUGGUUGCUAAAGAAUUCCUAGGACAUAUCAAAAUUGGUCAUGAUAGGUCUAAGCAAAAUGUUGUAAAGGAGAAUAAUUAACUGAGUUGUAGAUUGAUGUAGCCUAAUCAUGUUCAUAAAAAUGUUGGAUUAUUUGGCAUAUCUUGUCAAAUCUGCAUAAAACAACUUUCUGUUCCCUCAUCUUUCAAAUUAUCCUACACUGAAGGCUUACACUUUUAUGAACAUACUUUAAAAUAACUGACGGAAUGUUAUAUUCUAAAUGUGGGCAAACCAGAUAUUUUCUUAGGCAAAUCCUGUAUGGGAAUAGAUAACUCACAAAUUAAACCAAAAAAAGUAUAGAAAAAAAUGCUUUGCAUAAGAAUUGGUUGUCAAUUAAAUAAUUUACUCAAAGAGC